GGGGGGGGACGGGACCAGGUAACGACCCAGAUGGAGCGAGGGUCGCCUGCGCCGCGGAGGGGUAGGGGUCAGAGUCUAGAGAGGGUCUCGCUGUAACCCCCUUUCGCCGUAAACACCGAGCGCCGGAUUCGGAGGAGAAGGGUGGGAGGAGUUAAAUUCUUGGCUGGGUUGGGGGGCGUUCUUGUGGGCGCCACGCCCCUACAGGAAGGAAGGGCGCGCGGGCGCGUGCGUGAGCGUGUGAGUGUGUCUAUGUGUUUAGGAAUAAACUUAGAAGGGAGGGGGCGGCCCGGGGUGAGCCACUGGACUGAAAAAUCGGAACGUCACUGGGGAUAUUGCUGGUAUGACUCGGGCCUCUAACAUGUCAGGAGCGUGCUCUCGGGAGUCGCCCCGGGAAGGAGUUUGACGGAGAUCGGGAAUUACAUCCCUGGCACAGUUUUGGAAGCAGAGGGGGAGGUGCGGGUGAAGGGAAGAGAGCAAAGAAUGCUUGUAGAAGGUGUCAGCAUCUAGGUCUGGAAUGGAUUUAGUUCAGAAUGGGAGAGCUGGCCGAUUAAAACACUGCACACCCUAAGAAGCUUGGGAGAUGUAGGGCGAUUAGUGUGUGGCACUAACAAGGCGAGAACAGGAGGAGAAUGAAUGUUCUUUCCUGUAUUUCUUAGCAGACAGUCUCCACACACCAGGGCUUUUGGUGACUUUUCUGUAGUGCGAUUAGGUGCUGUCUUUCCUUUAUCUUGAGCCUUAUAUGUGUAUACAUGUUGAUGAAGUGACUGUUUUGGGGUGCAAUAUGUGAGGUAGGUACUUUGUAUAUAUAACCUUGUGGAGUGUUUAAGGAAGGGUUUUUGAUGACAGAGCAAAGGAGUCUAAUUUAGGUAGGGAGUCUUAGGAAUCUCUAUGUAAUGGAUUAGAGAGUGUCAUGAUGUUUAAAUAUUCUGCAGGUUAACACGGAAAUCAGCCUCCUGGGCCAUGCGGGUUCUAAGGCCUGUUUCCUCUCAUGAGCCUCAGCAGAAGACCGACUCGCCAGUCCUCACAGUGGAUGACUUCCCCUCCCCGAACAGGAGAUGGGAUAGUACCUGGGAUCUGCCUAUCACCAGACUCUGGGCUUAAUAAACCAGCUGAAUGAAGGAAUGUAAUAGACCUCUGGGAGGGACACGGAAGCCUGCAGUGGGGGGGGAGGGGCCUGGACAUACCCCUUCCCCCCCAGACUCCUCCCCCUCAGAGUCCACUCAGCCAUGGACUUUGGACCUGGACAAGAGGAGAGAAGCUGCACUUUGUUUGGUGUAUCUGAUUUGGGAUUCUCAGUUUGGAAAUGGAGUGCUGAAUGGGGGUUUGAUGAUCUGCAGGGGAGCAGCUGAGAGAAGAGAAGAAAGGAGUCCCUGAGUCCCCCAGUGGCCUGAGGGCUGGGCAGGCUAACCUGGGUGGAGUUCUUGGCCCUAGAUGUUUCUUCUCUAGUCUGAUGCCUGAGGUAGCCCCUUUGAGGCCAGGCUUCUACUUUAGAAGGUCUGAAUUUCAGGGUGGGCCUGUCACCUCCGCUAGCUUUGUCCAGCAAAUUCCUGGUGCUAGUCUUUGCAUAGACACCGGGAUCACAGUGAUCCCUCAGGGAUGCGUGGUCCCAGGAUGCCUCUACAGCCCUUAUCCUGCCUGGGAGGCCUGGGAGUGCUUCAAAGCACUUGAAGUACCACAAAGUCCUGCUGUAUUUGUACAGUGCUUACAUUAUGUGAAGUGUCCAGGCUGUUGUGUUGUGUCAGUUUUCUGUCACCACAUUGUUGUGAGGAGAACAGAGCAGGGAUUAUUCUCCCAGUUUGAUACGUGAGGGGGAGCUACAGAGCCCUGAGCAGGAAGGGCUUGCCUAAGUGUGGAGUGGCAGAUGCUGUGAUCGCCUGUCCAGUGCUGUGCUGCUUCUAUAGCAUCUGACCUGAGAAGGGCCAUCCAGAUUCUGCUGCAAACCUCCGAGGAGGGGAACCGAAGUGUCCUGUCAGACAGCCUCUCUGGUGCAUGGCUGCUUCCUAAUCCUGGAGCCCAGAGGAAGCAUCCCUAGAAGUGCGGGGGUGUGAGCCAGGCAAGCCAAGGGCAGCCUUGAGCCCCACCCUUGCCUGCCUCCCCUGCGGGGGCCAGGAUGCUGAAGAAGCAGUCUGCAGGGCUUGUGCUGUGGGGCGCCAUCCUCUUUGUGGCCUGGAAUGCCCUGCUGCUCCUCUUCUUUUGGACGCGCCCAGCGCCUAGCAGGCUGCCCUCAGACAGUGCUCUCGAUGACGACCCUGCCAGCCUCACCCGUGAGGUGAUCCGCCUGGCCCAGGACGCUGAGGUGGAGUUGGAGCGGCAGCGGGGGCUGUUGCAGCAGAUCAGGGAGCACCAUGCUAGGUGGAGCCAACGGUGGAGGGUACCCACUGUGGCCCCGCCUGUCCCGCCGCGAGUGCCUGUGACCUCUCUGCCAGCUGUGAUCCCCAUCCUGGUCAUCGCCUGUGACCGCAGCACUGUCCGGCGCUGCCUGGACAAGCUGCUGCAUUAUCGGCCUUCAGCUGAGCACUUCCCUGUCAUCGUCAGCCAGGACUGUGGGCACGAGGAGACAGCCCAGGUCAUCGCCUCCUACGGCAGUGCUAUCACACACAUCCGGCAGCCUGACCUGAGCAACAUCGCGGUGCCACCCGACCACCGAAAGUUCCAGGGCUACUACAAGAUUGCUCGGCACUACCGCUGGGCACUGGGCCAGGUCUUUCACAAGUUCAAGUUCCCAGCGGCUGUGGUGGUGGAGGAUGACCUGGAGGUGGCUCCAGACUUCUUUGAGUACUUCCAGGCCACGUACCCACUGCUGAGGGCUGACCCCUCCCUCUGGUGUGUGUCUGCCUGGAAUGACAAUGGCAAGGAGCAGAUGGUGGACUCGAGCAAGCCCGAGCUGCUCUACCGCACAGACUUUUUCCCAGGCCUGGGCUGGCUGCUGUUGGCCGAGCUCUGGGCUGAGCUGGAGCCUAAGUGGCCCAAGGCCUUCUGGGACGACUGGAUGCGCCGGCCCGAGCAGCGGCAGGGCCGGGCCUGUGUGCGGCCUGAAAUCUCCAGAACGAUGACCUUUGGCCGCAAAGGUGUGAGCCAUGGGCAGUUCUUUGACCAGCACCUCAAGUUUAUCAAGCUGAACCAGCACUUCGUGCCCUUCACCCAGCUGGACCUGUCGUACCUGCGACAGGAGGCCUAUGACAGGGCUUUCCUUGCACGUGUCUACGGUGCUCCCCUGCUGCAGGUGGAGAAAGUGAGGACCAGUGAGCGGAGUGAGCUGGGGGAGGUGCGGGUGCAGUACACGAGCAGGGACAGCUUCAAAGCCUUUGCCAAGGCCCUGGGAGUCAUGGAUGACCUCAAGUCUGGUGUCCCCAGAGCUGGCUACCGGGGCAUCGUCAGCUUUCUGUUUCGGGGCCGCCGUGUCCACCUGGCCCCACCCCAAACCUGGGACGGCUAUGAUCCUAGCUGGAAUUAGCUGCACCUGCCUGUCCCUCCUGGGCCCCCUCCUUGCCACAUCAUGGCCUAAGAUGGGAUCGCAGUCCUUGGGCUGCAUUGUCCUCUCUCUGUUUCUCUCUUGGGUCCAUUUAUCUUCAUUUUUUUUUUUCCUUUCUUCGAGUGGCAUUCAAGUGCACAGAUGAUGAGGUGAGGGUUAUUCUGUUCUCAAGGGGGUCAAAUCGGGAAUCUUCCUGGGGUAUGUUGGGGGAGUAUUAAGCAGGAAACCACUGUGUGGUGGGGAGAGACUUGGGUUUGUUGGGGCCACAAACAUCCAUGUUCCAGGUUUUCUCCUACGGCAUCUGAGGAGAGGUUGGCAACUUAAGUUCUCUUGAUCAGGCCUCUUUUCCCUGUCCUGGCUCUUCCAGCCAGAGUAUGAGCCCUCCUCCUGUACCUGUCCCCCACCAUCUUCACUUUCCCCCAGUUGGAGCAAGGUGGGGGGCUGGGUUAUGUGAGAAGGAGACAUAUUUGUAGCCAAAAUGAGAAUAACCAAAGGGGUUUCAUCAUCAUCAGGGUGUGGGUGGAGCUGUUAGGUUGUCAGGGUUUACUGCCUCCUGACUGUAUUUCUCUUCUUCUCCUCUCACCUUUAUCCCUGACCUCCUCUCAGCUCUCAUUUCCCUGCAGCCUAGCAAUUCAUGCUUCUAAGAUGAAAUGGUUAAGGGGAAAAGUGGAACCUCUUCUCAGCUCACCCGCUGUGGUUGGGGGAGAGCCUUGGAUGCUGGGGCACCCCACUCUCAUCCUUCGUCCAAGAAACAGACUGCUCCCCCAUCCCAUCCUUUCUGAAAACCAAUCCUUCCUCUGUUGCUCUAGGGUGGUUCAUGCUAACCUGGCCUGUGGCUUCUGGAGGCCCUCUCAGUGUGAGAUAGAGCAGCCAAGACCAUUCAACCCAGCCUCCCUCCCUCCCUCCUCCCUCAAGCAUUCCUGUGUGCAUAGAUUAGGAUGCAGAUGGCGGGUUGGAGAGCAACGUGUGUGUUCUUGUUUCGUGCCUGACCUCAGUUCGUGGAAGAAGCUACAGAAUUAUUUUCAAAAAUAAAGUAAAGACUGAAUUGUCUGAAAAA
This is a messenger RNA of Hippopotamus amphibius kiboko, 4529 nucleotides long. RefSeq names its product alpha-1,3-mannosyl-glycoprotein 2-beta-N-acetylglucosaminyltransferase (gene MGAT1). The transcript has 3 exons. Gene Ontology annotation, cellular component: Golgi apparatus. Gene Ontology annotation, biological process: protein N-linked glycosylation. Gene Ontology annotation, molecular function: alpha-1,3-mannosylglycoprotein 2-beta-N-acetylglucosaminyltransferase activity. The record is from RefSeq and is a predicted model, not a curated record. Bases 2111 to 3454 code for a protein of 447 amino acids. Lineage: Eukaryota; Metazoa; Chordata; Mammalia; Artiodactyla; Hippopotamidae.